AUGGAACUUAUUAAAUAUUCAAAUUCUCAAAUCGAUGCCUAUACCAAUUCGUUGCAAGUCUGGUGUAAACUAAACAAUUAUUCCGUAUUUCUUUUACCCUGUUUAUCAUCAACAUAUAUUACUUUAGCAAGUAUUGAUCGUUUCUGUUCAAGUUCGCAUCGUGAAAAACUUCGAAAACUAAGUCAAGUAAAAGUCAGUUGUAUUUUAAUACCAUCGAUACUUUUAAUAUGGAUUCUAUUCUCGUCACAUGUUCUUAUUUUAUUCGAUAUUAUGCCUAUAACGGUAACAAAUCCAAAAGGAUGUGGAGUACCAACAAAUUUCUAUAUUUUUGCAUUGAUUAUCGAUGGAUAUUUCUUUGCUAUAUUUAAUGGUGUUAUUGUUCCUCUAUUUCUUGCCAUCUUUGGUUAUUUAAUCUAUAGUAAUAUACAACAAAAUCGAAGACGAGUUGUUCCAGUAUGGAAUGCAAACUGUUAUACAUAUAAAACUGAUGGCUAUACACCAAAAUAUGGAACUAAAUAG
Rotaria sordida is the source of this 519-nucleotide messenger RNA. NCBI's taxonomy places the organism in Eukaryota, Metazoa, Rotifera, Eurotatoria, Philodinida, Philodinidae. The record is from the annotation of a GenBank genome assembly.